UAAGUAUAAUGAAUUCUCCAGCCAAUUCAAGACAAAAUUUAUCAGCACAUGGAACGCCUAAAUCAAAAAACACAAGAAAAUCAAUUUUUGGCACAUCAAGUCGAAAGAAUGUCAGUCUAUCAGGAAGAUCCAAUGCAUCAACAAUGCAAAUAAUUGCAAGAUCAGAGUUCAACAUAUUGGAAUCUUAUGGCAAUGCGGUUCCAGUGAAGGUUACAGAACUGUUAACAUUUAGUGACAAAAAUGCCGCUGUGUCUGUUAAUUAUUCUAAAAAUGGUUGGGCAUGGGCUGUAAGUGGGAGAAAGCUUUUAAUUUGGCAGUACAAAGGUCCAUCGCGUUUUCAAGGAACAUCUUCAGCAAUAGGAUUAACAAAAACACAAUCUAACCGAAACACUGCAAGCCAAUGUCGCGAGCUUACUCUGCCUCAUUGCGAUAUCGGUCAUAAGGCAAGAUUGAUAACAGUUUUUGUUCCUGAGGGUAGUCAAGCAACAGCAUGCUUAGCAGUUUCAACAACAGGUGAUGUCAGAUACUGGCCGUCUAUAACCAACAGUACGUCUAUCGACGAAAAUGGAAUAAUGGAAGGACAAGAAUUUGAUCAACUCACAAGUAUAAGUCCCCAGGGAUAUUUGAUGGUCACAACAACAUGUAAUCUGGUUCUGCUUCAAAUUCGUCUUCAAAAUGGUCGUCAACGAAUUAUCCAUCGAAAUGUAAAGCCUCCUUCCGGUUUUUUUGGAGGAUUUGGAAAAAAAUUUGCGAGCAUAAUUAUUGGAAUGAACAGCAACCAAGACAGCGAAAAUAAACUCAUUAAAAUAGCAUAUGAAGCUAUCAAUUCUACAGAUUAUCAUAUUUCAAUUUUGUCUGAGCAUUUCAUUCAACGUUGGCUUUUUUCUCCGAAUACAAAUGAAACUUUUCUCUACGAGGAUCAAGAAAUUUCAAAGAAAAUUCGUGACUUUUACCGUUUAAAAAUGUGGAGUAACCGAAAUAUUAACGAAACAAUUGAUUCGUGGAUGCUCGAUAUGCAAACGAUUGAUCGUGGUGUGAUGAUACUAGCCGCAGCGGCUAAUCCUGCACUUUCACCUCAAGUCUACAUGUCAUUGAUCACAAUUGUUGCUGAAUCAGAUGGAUUUCAACUUAAAGAUUUCCAACUUUUACGUUUCAAAACAUUCUUCAGCCAUCAGCAAACAAAUCUUUUCAGUAAUUUCAAAUUUAUCAUCGUUCGUGGAAUUGCUUACAUUUACAGUGAACGAAUGAUUUUACCUGUCAUCAUUCAAAGCAAUCAGCCAUUACAACCGCCAUCAGAUGACGUUGAGAAGAUUGAAUUUCAUACUCAUGAUGAUCGUUUAAUUGCCGCUGAAAACAUUGGAGGACUCCCGCUUUUCUUCUCAAAACUUCAUGGAGUUGUUUGUGUCACGCCAUCAGAUUUUGAGCCAGAAUUAUUGAACAGUUCAGUGAACGUUUCAAUGACUAACGUUUCAAUCAUGAGUGAAGUCUUUAGUCCAAAAGCUUCAUUGAUUACGGAUGAAACCUCAAACCUUCUUUCUCCAUCAACAACAAACAUUGGCAAUCUAACAAUGUACGAGCUUGAUCCAGAAGAUAUUUGUGAACGAAAUAAAGAUGCUGUUAGUCAAUUUAAAGCAGCUUUCAUUUAUCAUCUCAAAAGAAAUAGCGCAAUGUGUCAUUCUAUCAUCAAUGAAAUGUUUAAAGAUGAAUCGCCAAAAAUUGACAGCAAAUUGGAUGAAAUUGUUGUUACAAUUGCAAAAGAUUUGGCUGAAGAUUUGCCAGCUGCUGAUCCAAGAUGGGAAAGUGAAGCAUUUAAUCGUAACUCAUCAGCGCCACUCGGAAGCUCAUCAUCAAUGCAAAUACUUCAACAACUUCGUGAGAAAAACUUUUGUAUGAUAAAGUUUGUUGAGUUUCUUCAUGGAACUGGACUAUGGAGUCGUUUGAUGGCAUUAUCAGAGAAAGGAAAUGUACGCUCAACAGUUUUCCUUCUCUCUGAUAUCAAUGAGAGGAUUGUUGCUGCAAUUUCGUUUAAAUGUCAACAACAAGCACAUGCAAGAAUCACAGAUGAAGCUAUUGAAAUGGUUCUGAAUGAAAAUCGUUUGGAAGCACAUGGAAAUCUUACAAAUCAAGACGUUUUCUUCACAAAAAUCACGAAAAUUCAAGAAAUCUUUAAAAAAUUCAACGAGAUAAUUGAAAAAUUAGUACAACAAGAAGAUAUACCCAAUAAUCAUAUUCAGAAUUCAAUUAUUGAGGUCAAUAAAAUGGUUUUGCAAACGCUGCAAGAAAUUAUUAAAUUCCGGGAGAAACACAUUGGAUUAUACAAACCAGUGAACAAUGAAUUGUUUGAAUAUUUACCAUGGACAGCAGCAAGUGAUGAAGAAGGCUUACGCGAUAGCAUAUUACAGUUAAUUCAGUUGACACUUCAACAUGGAAUCAGGCUCAAUGGUGAAACUGAAUACAAAUUUAAACAUUACCAGCAGAUGACUGAACUUAUCGAUUUCGUUCUUGACGGUCGUCGAAAUUAUUUGGCAAGCAUCAGAAAUAAUCAAGAGAAGCUAAAUGUUCUUCAACAUCAAUACGAGUCACAAAGAUUCGACCUCAUUUAUCCCUUAGUUGAAGAUGAACAAUAUGAGUUGGCAGCAAAAUUAGCUGAAAAAUAUUACGAUUUCCAAACACUUGUCAUCAUUUGUGAUCGAACUGAAAAUCAACAACGUCUUGACGAAUAUAUUGAAAGAUUCAAGCAACUUAAUUUCUCUCAGUUUGCAAUCAAUUGGCAUAUGAAACAAAACAAGCAAGGAGAUCUCUUUGAAAGAUUCCGAAAUAAUCAAGUGGAAUUAGCAAAGUUCUUGAAUAAUCAUCCAUCUCUUGCUUGGAUUCAAUUGAUCUUCAAUGGUGAGAUGAACAAAUCUUCGAAUGUUCUUGCUGAUCUCGGAUUAAAUGAAACUGAACUUGUGGCAAGGAAAAAAACAAAAUUGUCAUUAGCAAAACUUUCAGCAUAUGCCGCUGAAAUGGACAUGAGUCAACAAAUCAAGGACAUCACCAAGGAAUUACAUUUGAUUGAACAUCAGAACCAGAUUGACAAGCAAAUCCUCACUGAUCUCGGUUUCGAUGCAAAAAACAUGCGAGUAUUGCAACCAGGACAGAUGAUUGAGCUUCACAUUUCAAGGGAGUAUAAAAAUGCUACAGAAAUUGAAUUUCGCAAAGCUUUUGAAUUACUGGCUUAUGUGGAUGAUUCACUUGAGUAUCGUAAUAAGAUUUGGUCAGAAGCAAUCGAACGUGACGAUUGGUUAAAGAUCGACAUUGAGGCACCUCUAGACAGAAUUGUUGAAACGUUGUUUUUUAAACUUGUCGAAUUGUGCUACAUGCUAGACGGUGAAAUUGAAAAUACAUUACCACCUAUUGAUAUUUUCACAACAUCGCCUGAACUUAAUCAUUGGAAUAACAAAAAGUUUCAGUUUCUGAUUAAACUUGCUUAUGAACAUAUUCGAGAUACUUUUAAAUAAAUAGCUUCUGUUCUGUUGGGUAAUCUUUUUUUUUGUCAGAAUAAAGAAGUGUUUUUCACAAAUCUUUAUAAAUGUUUAUAUAUUUAUUAAAUAGUACCUAUUGCAUUGAAAUUCAAAAA
Clunio marinus is the source of this 3619-nucleotide messenger RNA. Lineage: Eukaryota; Metazoa; Arthropoda; Insecta; Diptera; Chironomidae. The record is from the annotation of a GenBank genome assembly.